Molecule: messenger RNA, 2227 nt
Organism: Papilio xuthus (Asian swallowtail)
Lineage: Eukaryota; Metazoa; Arthropoda; Insecta; Lepidoptera; Papilionidae
Gene: thoc5
Product: THO complex subunit 5
Exons: 5
Coding region: 109-2178 (689 amino acids)
Biological process (GO): mRNA export from nucleus
Cellular component (GO): THO complex part of transcription export complex
Molecular function (GO): mRNA binding
Source: RefSeq, a predicted model, not a curated record
GAUACUUUUUCUUUACUCUUUGGUAAAAUUAAAAAAGUUGUUCGGUAAAUAAAAAUACGAUUUGCAAGAAAUUUACUAUUUAUACUUAUUAAAAUUAAUAAUUGAGCCAUGGGUAAAGAAGAUACAUCAGCAAAAAAACGACGAAAACUGAAUAAUAGCUCAAGUGAAAUAAGUAAACAGCCACCUGUCGAUGUUUAUAAGCGUGUAGUAGAAUUUGAAGAAAGCGAGGCGCAGUCCAGAUCUGCUGAAAAAGAUGCUAUUUUGUUUAAAAAAUUCUGCCAGGAUGUUCGACAGCUUUUUGCAGAUAUAGCUGAAUUAAAAGCAAAGGGAACUAAUGAGAGCAAAGAGAAGAUAAAUGCAAAGAGAGUAGAAGCUUCAUUACUGCUAGUUGCAUUAAAGAAACUAAACCGUUUAGAAAAGGUUCGUACAAGAGCUGGCAGAGAUGCUUUGAAUAAGGAGAAACAACGAGUGGACUCAACACAUCUGCUUCUACAGAAUUUAUUGUAUGAAGCCGACCAUCUAAACAAGGAAGUUACAAAAUGCUUGCAGUUCAAAUCUAAAGAUGAAGAAAUAGAACUGGUUCCUCUAGAAGAUUUCUAUAAGGAAGCACCAAAGGAUAUCUCCCGUCCAGAAAUUACCAAAAAUGAUGAACAUCAAUUACAAUUAGCAAGGUUAGAAUGGGAACUGCGACAGCGUCGUGAAUUGGCAGGAGCAUGCAAUGAACUAGUGUCUUCCAAGGAGAGAGUUUCUGCAGCAAUCGCUGCAGCCAGAUCCAGACUGGUAGCACUUGCACCUCAUCUCCGAGAUGUGCUUAAGGCAACAAAACCUUUGCAAGAGUGCCUAGCUCUGCGUUUGGAUGAGAAGCGUGAUGAAACAAGAGCUGCAUCACUUCUACCACCUCCUUUGUUUCUAUUGUAUGCUAAUGGAAGUGCAUAUUCUGAUGUCUUAGGUGCAGCACAUGUUACUGUUGGCAUUUCUGGGGAUGAAGAUGAGGCUCGAAGAUUGGAUCAACUUAAUACUAGUAUAGAAAAUGACAUAUUGGUAUCCAAUGACUCCGAUUCUGAUCAAGAUAACAUUGACGAUGAUCAGGCAGAAAAGAAGAAGCGCUAUCACAGAACUACGAAAAUAUCAAAAGAAGAAAAGGCAGAGGCCAAAAAGAAACAAGUGCUACAAAAACACCCAUUAAAUGUUCAAAUUUCGGUUAAAAUAGAAGAUGGCACUGCUUUAAACUUGAUUUUCUUCUAUUUGGUUAAUCUAAAAAUUGUGGUUGUAAAAUUUAUCAUGUCUUUCCCGAGGCCCAUUACGGGAGUGUCAGCAGCAGAUGUAUUAAAUAGUGACAGCAUUUUAAAUGAAUUAUAUCCUGGAGAUAAUGGCAAUGAUUCCCCUCACCCAGCAACCACUUAUUUAUUAAAUGCUGCUGGUGUUACGGAUCAUUUUCAAAAUUUUAUUCCUGAAGUGGGAAGACCAUAUAUUUGGGCUCAGAGAAUGUGUGGUUUAGAUUUUAUGGCAAUAAUUCUAGAUGAUCCGAAGCAAUACAAACCAAUUGUACCUUCUCAAAGUCUGAGUGUAGUAACUGUAGAAAAUUUUAUUUUCACCAUAAAGAAACGAUUAGAAGCAAGAGUGGAACUGAUGAAAGAGUUGCAAGAUUUAGAGAGUGGAAAAAUUUUACCUAUUAAAAAUAAUACGCCUAUUAGAUUAUCAGCAACAUUGACUCAGUGGCAAUCAGUAGGUUGGCCGGAGUACAGUCAAUCACCUUCUACAGCUUUUUUGAUAGCUGAAGGUCUAGUGACUGCAGAAAAUAUGUUGUACCGGGCUAUUGUAACAAGACAAUCAGCCAAAUUGGUAGCCUUAGUAGCCCUUAGCAGCGACUACCCAAAGAAAGCUCCAUUAUUUUCUUUAACAUUAGAUUGGAAUGGAACUCACCAUGCCGGUGUCAACGAUGACGUGCGAGAUAUUGAGCGACUUAUAAAUACUAAUUGGGAUACAAAUGAUUCAGGUCCACAAACACUUUCAGCACAAAUGACGAAGUUAUUGACAUCUAUUGAUAUCUUACUAGAAACAAGUGGCUCUGUUGAGUUUCCACCAGACAAAGUUAUGUUAAAACAAGUCCGCGGUAGAAACCGUAUGAAACCAUACAAGAUUCUUAAACAAGGACCUGGUUUAUUUGUCCAAUAUUAAAAGUAUAAGAAUUUUCACUUAGUGUGGUAAAAUAAAUUUAAGAAAUAAA